UCGUCGGGGGCUCCCCGCUGCCUCCCUCCCUCCCUCCCUCCACCCCGUCUGCAGUGGGCUCCUCGGCCACCUCCCCCCUCCCUCUGCACAGCCGGAGGCCGCCCGAUGGAAGGUUUCCAGCACAUGCAGUCUGUCCAAUGGCCACCCAACCUUGCCCCAGUCACUCCCUACAUCCGGAUAUUGGAGCAGCCAAGCAGCGGGGCAUGCGGUUCCGGUACAAGUGCGAGGGGCGCUCGGCUGGGAGCAUUCCCGGGGAGAAGAGUACAGACAGUACGAGGACGUACCCCGCCAUUGAGAUUGUGAACUACCUGGGUCCGGCCCGGGUCCGGAUAUGCCUGGUCACCAAGAAGGAGCCGUACAAACCCCACCCCCAUGACCUGGUGGGCAAGGACUGCAAGGAUGGUUACUACGAGGCCGACCUCCCGGAGAGGAGCGUCCACAGCUUCCAGAACCUGGGAAUUCAGUGCGUGAAGAAGCGCGAGGUGGCCAUGGCCUUGCAGAACCGGCUCAGCAAGAACGUCAACCCCUUCAACGUCCCAGUGGAGGAGCUGCAGAAUGACUCCGAGGAGGAUCUGAACGUGGUCCGACUCUGCUUCCAGGUCUUUCUCCCCAACGAGAUGGGGAUCUGCUCCGUGCCGCUACAACCCGUCGUCUCCAACCCCAUCUACGACAACCGAGCUCCAAACACAGCAGAGUUGAAGAUCUGCCGAGUAAACAGGAACUCAGGAAGCUGUCGGGGUGGAGAGGAGAUCUUCCUGCUUUGUGAUAAGGUUCAGAAAGAGGACAUCGAGGUGCGUUUCUUCACCAGUGACUGGGAGGGCAAGGGCUCCUUCUCGCAGGCGGACGUGCACCGGCAGGUGGCCAUCGUCUUCAAGACGCCCCCGUACAAGGACGUGAUGCUGAGCCAGCCCGUCACUGUACACAUGCAGCUGCGCCGGCCGUACCGAUAAGGAAGUCAGGCGACGCCAAUGGAGUUCCAGUACCUCCCCGAGGACAAAGGUACCCCCUCCCCACCCCGCCCACGGCCGGGAACCCACCCCAGCACUUGGGGGAACGUCUCCUGGAGUGAGCGGCUUCGUGCGUGUGUGAGCGGCAGUGAACAUCAGAUCGAGUUGAUAGAGUCAGUGAGUUGCUACAGUAAACAAAGCAGCCAUUUGGCCCAUUGAGUGUGUGCUAGCACCUCCGAGAACAGCCCCAUCCGGUCCACUCCAUUGUUUUCUCUCAAGUGUUUUGUCAAUUCCAUUUUGAAGGCACAGACAGUUUCUGGUCAAUUCCACAUCAUUCCCCUCUCCACGUGAUAACUAGGUUUCCUUGCCACCCUCUUGUACCUGUUGCUGAGUGACUGUUGUGUGUGUGUGUGACUGCUGUUUACCCAAAGGACAGACUGCGUCCGUUUUACAGAGACUAUGAAGGACUGUGUGGCUCUGUGU
Molecule: messenger RNA, 1430 nt
Organism: Pristis pectinata (smalltooth sawfish)
Lineage: Eukaryota; Metazoa; Chordata; Chondrichthyes; Rhinopristiformes; Pristidae
Product: proto-oncogene c-Rel-like
Exons: 9
Biological process (GO): cellular response to stress; innate immune response; inflammatory response
Cellular component (GO): cytoplasm
Molecular function (GO): DNA-binding transcription factor activity, RNA polymerase II-specific; RNA polymerase II cis-regulatory region sequence-specific DNA binding
Source: RefSeq, a predicted model, not a curated record